AUGUACUUAAACCGCUCCAAAAACAAGCCCAAGAUACCCAACACCAGCUACAAGACGCGCUCAACAUACAAGGAAGUAGCGCUCGACUUUGUUCAACACACCCAACCAACACCAUGGAUCCAUAAUACCAAAGAGUUUGAGAUGGAAAAUCUUUGUGUCCGACCAUGUACCACCAAGAAAUAA
Molecule: messenger RNA, 183 nt
Organism: Sclerotinia sclerotiorum 1980 UF-70
Lineage: Eukaryota; Fungi; Ascomycota; Leotiomycetes; Helotiales; Sclerotiniaceae
Exons: 1
Coding region: 1-183 (60 amino acids)
Source: RefSeq, a predicted model, not a curated record